AUGGAUGUUAGGGCGGAUGGGGGCGGGGGUGCUAACGGUGCUCACUACGGUGGGUUUAGAGGAUCGCCGAUGGUCGGCAGGCCUAGCGCGCUCCAAUCUUCUUCGGCUGCUCCGACUGCCGUUGAAGUGGGGGGAUCGGCAGAGGGGCGGCCUGCGGGGGUAGUAGCGGCGUCGGGCGCAACCGCCGUGGGGAGCAAGAAGCGGAAAGCGGGGAGCGGCGGCGAUGGCGGCGGUGGCGGCGGUGGCGGCGGCGGCGGCGGCGGUAGCGGUGGCGGCAGCGCAGGGGGCGGGGGAGACGGCGACGCCGGGAGGGACGAUGCCGGGCCGGCCUUGAAGAGGCCCAAGCCUCCGCCGAGCUUCUCGAUGGCUACGUUCUCGGGGGGGCUGGACGGCUCGGAAGGGCGCGGCAUCCCUUCGGCCGAAUUCGUGGGGUCAUGCUUCCGUAAAGGGAGGAAGGACGGACUACUGCUCUACUACGUCGAGAAGGCGCCCAGGGACUACCCUUUCGAGGUCGAGUCGAAAGCGGCCGGAGCGGCUAGCCUCGACUGGUCGGUGAUGAGGAAGCACCUCAAGGUGGACGCCUUCUGCAUGGAGACCUUCCGGUGGUACGGGGCUAAGGUGGCCGAGGUGAGCGAGGAGCGCAAGCAGGUGAAGGUGCACUUCAACGGCUGGAAGUCCAAGUUCGACGAGUGGAUGGACUGGGAGUCAUUCCGGCUGGCCCCCUGCGGCUCCCGGUCCUCCGCAAAGCGAGAGGGCGAGAGCGCUUCCACCGCCGCUAGGAAGGAGAGCUUGACGCGCUGCGUGCUGGUGCCGGCCCGACGCACGGUGCGCAUCCGGAUCAACUGCGUCGAUGACUGGUGCAUCGACUACUCCGACACCAACCACCCAGUGCUGUGGAUCAUCAGCGGCCAUGCGUGGUACAAGGUGGCAGGGUCAGGCUGGUGGGACUUCGUAGCGCCGCACCCGAUCUACGCCCCGGUGUUCGAGCCCUCCAGAAAGUCGUUCGCUCUCACGUGCUUGGUGGCUCGUGCACUGCAAUCGAGUCCUACUUCAAGCUUGGCGGCCGUGGGGCGACGUGUGUCGCAGAUCACGUCGGGGGUGUUUGAGACGCGCGAUAUCGUUGAGGAGCAUGAGGUGGUUGCGGCUACGAUCGCGGGGAUGGGCGCUCUGAGCACCAAGAAGAAGCCGGACAACGCGGAAGGUAUGCUAGAUGGUGUCGGGGAGGACGGUCCGGGGUCUUGGCCCGGCGCGAACGGCGACAACAACGGAUCGUCAGACUCGGUGGAUGCCAAGGACACGCUGUUCUUGAAGGAGCUGGCGACGAAGGGGCAGGAAUGGGAAGCGAACGGCCGCUCCUUUGUCCGGCGGCCGCCCCCGCCACCGAUACCGCCGCCUGCCGUCACCAGGCCUCCCCCCGACAGGCGAAUGCUCACCGCCCCCGACAGAGGGCCCUUCUCCAGACCAGCCCCGAACGCGUCCGCCACCGCCGCCGCUUCCUCCUUCAAACCCGCUGCAAACGCGGGCCCGAUACGAAUUGCCGCCAACUUGAACUCUAUGGGCGGCGGAAUCAGGACAGGAGGGGGAGGGGGAGGAGGGGUACUCUCGGGGAGCUACAAGGCGGAGGGCAGCGGCGCCCCCAAGCUGAUGGGAGGACCGAAACCUGGCGUCCCGAAACCUGGUGGCCCGAAGCCUGGCGGUCCGAAGCCGGGUGCUCCUAAGCCUGCUGCUCCGAGGCCGGGUGCUGCUCCGAGGCCGGGUGCUGCUCCGAGGCCGGGUGCCGCUCCGAAACUGAGUGGUCCGAAGCCGGGUGCUCCGAAGCUGAUCGGAGCGCCGAAACUCAGUGCCACGAAGCCUGGAGUGCCGAAGCCGAGCGCUCCGAAGCCUGGAAGUCCGAAGCCGAGCUCUCCGAGGCCGGGUGCUGCUCAUAAGCCAAGCGCGAAGCGACCACCAGGAGGUUCGAAAGGAGGGCCAAGACCAGGCGAGACAGUGGGAGUUCCCAAGCAAAUGGGCGGCGGUGGGAGCGGUGGGAGCGGUGGUGUUGGUGCUGGUGCAAAACACGGGGGCGGAGGAGGAGGAGGAGGCGUGAUGAAGCAGGGGGCGAGCGCGAUGAGGCAGGACCCUCGAGGCAUGCAGCAUGUGCAGGGGGGACGAGGCGGCGGCGGCAUGAAGCCGGCCGGAGGGGGCGGCGCGAAACAGCGGGGGGGGAGAGGAUCGGGUCCGAAGGGGUCCGGCGGAGGGGGUACGAAGCGCGGAGUUGAGGGGGCAGGAGGUUUUUUAAGCCAGGGACGCGGGGCGGGAACGGGAGGCGGAGGAGCGCUGCCGAGACCUGGGUCCGCCGUGAAAGCGGUGAAAACCGGCCCGACUGCGGAGGAGAGGCUUCAGCAGAGGAUCGCGGAGAAGCUGGAGAAGCAGGCGAAGGCGGAGAAGCUUGCGAAGGAGAAGGCAGCGAAGGCGGAGAUGUUGGCGAAGGAGAAAGCGGAGAAAGCGGAGAUCGCGGCCAGGGAGAAAGCCGAGAAGGCGGAGGCGGCGGCGAGGGAGAAGGCGGAGAAGGCGGCGAGAGAGAAGGCCGAAAAGGAGGCCGAGAAAGAGAGGAAGGCGCUGGAAAAGAAGCAGAAGCUGGAGCGCCAGGCGGAGGAGAAGGCAAGGCUGCUGCUAGAGCGCCAGGCCGAGCGGCAGGCUGCACACGUCAAGAAGCUGGAGAAGCAGCGCGAGAUAGCGGAGGAGAAGGAGCGCGCUCGCAGGGCAAAGGAGGCGGAGCGCCUGGCCAAGCUGGAGCAAAAGAGGCUGGAGAAGGAGGCAAAGGACCGGGAAAGGGCGGAGCAGCAGGCCAGGGAGCAGGCCAGGAGGGGCAUCGAGAAGGAGAGGGCCAGGCUGGCCAAGCGGUACCCGCUCCCGGACGAGGAGCUUCGGCAAGAGCAGCUCCUGAUGGGCAAACAGCCGGCGCCGUGGCCGGAACCGGGGAAGCUACCUUGCCCAAGGGGAUUCCCGCCAAGCGCGUUCGGUGACGUGGUCAGUGCUUGGGCCUGCCUCCAGCUGUUCGGCACCCUGAUGCACCUGAAGAGGUUCAGCCUGGAUGAACUCAUGGUGGGGCUCGCCAACGGCGCUCCCGAGGUCCAAGCAAGAGACGGGUCGUCCCCUUUCCCGUCACAGCAACAACAAAACGACCACCUCGGCACGGCGUGGGCGGGGCACACUAGCGAUGGUAACGCCCCCACCCCGUUCUUCUCCUCGCAGGCGGGUGGCCCUCCUGCCGAUGCAGCGGAAGACCUGCUGGACAUCAUCCCCGCCCCGGUGGGGUCCGGUCCCAACGAAGACGCCGGCGGCGUGGGGGGCUACGGCCUGCGGUGCGGCCGGGAGGGGAAGCAGGAGACGUACUGGAGGAACCUCCUGCCGUCGGUCAACCGAGCAGGGGGCGCCGCGGGGGGUGGCGGCGCGGGCCCCGGCAACGGCGGCGGCGGCGGCGGCGGCGGCGGGGGUGGCGCCAACGGGGAGGCGGUGGGGGCGGGGGGGGGGGGGGGGGCGGCGCCGCCGCCUGGAGACGACGAGGAAUUCGGCGGGGCCCCCGAGACCACUCUUCCGGGGCUCCGUGACUCGAGGGAGCUUGUCCAGGCGAGCCCGCACGGUUUCCCCGAGCUGCUGAGGCUCGUGGCGAUUCACAGGGAAGGGCUGCUCCGGCGAGUGGAGACCCGCCGCAUGGCCGCCGCCCGCGGUUUCGCUGGUCUCGGCUUCCGGAGGGAGGGGGCCAGGGGCCGCGACGCGAGGGUUCUCCAGGCGAGGGUGCUGGACCCGCUGGGGGAGGUGAUGCGCAUCCUGCGGCACCUGCUCAAGUCCGAGGAGGCCAAGCCGUUCGCGGACGUUCCUUCGGACGAUGACGUGGCACCGGAGUCGGAGAGCGACCUGGGUGACGACGGGGGGUUCGGCGGGCAGGGGGAGGGGGGGGUAGUGAAUAAGGAGGAGGAGAAGGAGGAGAAGGCCGAGGUGAAGAGACCGCUGGACCUGGGUACGAUCCUCAGGCGGGCGGAGAACGGGUGGUACGACCUUGAGCCGGGGGCUGAGCCUCCGGUGGAGUCGAACAGCUUCGGCGCGGGGCAUGCGGGUGUAGCGUACGAUGUGGAGCUGAUGCAACAGGGCUGGUUGGAGGCGAAGGGCGCAGACAGCGCCAUCUUCGAGCAGGCUCGCGGGGUGGUGGACGAGUUCCUUGCUCUCUACGAGACUCACGUCCUCAAUCCGCUCGUAGAAUUAGACAAGGACAUCAGGGGUUCCACGGCGGUGGCGGCGGCGGGGAGGGGGGAGUUGGAAGAGGGGCGUGUCCUGCUCCGGUCCGACACGGACUCCGAAGACGCGAGGCGGGGCGCAGCUGGGUGUAACGACCCCCUAGAGAUGGUGAGGCAGAUGGGGUCGGAGGAGUACAAACGGUGGUCGCCGGCGGCGAGGAGCCGGGCUCUGGCUUGGCUCUGCGACGAGGCCCUGUCUGCCGCGACGAUGAACGACCUCGUGAAGAAGGUGCAGGAGGCGAAGGAGGUGGUGGACAGGAAGGACCGAGAGAUCAAGGCUGCGGUUCGGCAGAGGCUUCGAGACCAGGAGGCUACGGAGGCUAGAGGGUUUCACAACCCCCACAAUCGUCGCAGUACGGAGGCCGAGAUGAUCACGGCUCGGAUGCUGAUGGAAUCUCCGGAUGUCAAAACGGUUCGGGAGUUGGGUAGCGUCAAGGUCCGGUUGAAGCCGCUGGGGCUGGACCGCGAUCGCCGAAGAUACUGGCUCUUUGCCACUGGGGAGGCCUUGACCACCGGUUAUUCGUGGAGCACAACGAGGUUUGGGGGUGUUACGCCAGGGUUUCCCAGCUCAAGGCGCUCCACAAGUGGCUGGACCGUCGAGGCGUCCGAGAGCGCACCCUCAAGGCGAGCUGCCCUCCGAGAGCACCUGAUCGCAAACCUUGGCGUUAGCGCACAGGAGUUGGAGCCUGUUCGCAGGCCGUUCGGCGGAAGCAGCAGGGGGCGGUCGGACGUGGACAGGUUUGGCGGUGGUGGCAAUGAGGGAGCCGACGAAGGGGACGAGGGAGAGGAGGAAGAUGGCCAGCAGUACUUGGGCGAGCCAGCAGAGGUUGCUAGAGAGAAGGAGCGGGAGCGGUCGGCGGGACUGUCAGCCCUCAACAGUUGCGGGUUUGCAGCCGAGGAGCAACGGAGGGCGCUCAAGCGCUUGUGCAGCUCGUUCGCGGUGGACCUGCACAGUCUAAGGGCGGCCGGGCUAGCCUUCGAGCUCAAGACCUGCGGGUGGGUGAUGCGAGACCUUGCCGUGCACAUGGGGCCCAACGGUCUCGGGCUUCAACUGGACGUGCGGCACGGCGGGGUGGUGGUGGACGGCCUCACGGAAAUGCCGCCUGGGGUUUCCAAUCCGGGGCAGGCGGCGGGUGUUCGGCUUGGAGACCUCCUGGUAUCAGUGGACACGAUCGUCGCGGAGACGCCCAGGCGGCUGGCGCAGGGGCUGAAGGACACGGGGCUAUCUCAGUCGGGCAAGCUCGUCGUCGUAAAGGCGUGCGAUCGAUUUGUCAAGACGAACAAGGUGGAUACGUUGCUGCACCAGCCGUAG
Molecule: messenger RNA, 5586 nt
Organism: Ectocarpus sp. CCAP 1310/34
Lineage: Eukaryota; Phaeophyceae; Ectocarpales; Ectocarpaceae
Source: the annotation of a GenBank genome assembly